AAGCAAAACAACAACAGAAACCCAACCCGGCGCAAGAUCAUAAUCGUGAACCGGUUCUUUCCGGUAAAUUCCCGACGUAAAUCUCGUAGAAUAGGGUAGGAGGUCCUAAUUUUGGCAAGCAACCUUCCUCGAAAGAUGUACGGAACUCGCUCCCGAAAUUCCGCCGUUCUCCCUUUGUUUGCGUUGCCAGAGUCAGUCAGCUGGGCAAUUCGCACCCGAGGUCUCGACCCGGCCAGGAGUUUGGCUCUGGAAGCUCGCGUGACAGUCGGCGUGCUUAGCCACGACGCGCGGAGGAUCGCACCGCGUAGUGUUCUCAAGAUGAUGUCACUGAACGGGCUGCUGUUGGCGUUGGCUCUCGGAGCUGCUGCUGGUCAGGGAUGGAUUGCGGGUGUGGCCGGCCAGGAACGGAUUGCUGUGAAGAAAUGUGCCGAAUACCGGAAGCUGACGGUGAAGACUUCAACGCUGAUAACGCUAUCGCUGCGUCCUACGGCGAUCUCUUUCGAGGACUACAAGUGUCCGAACGUGGUUGAUUUGAUCGUGGGAGGUGAGGCUGCCCGGCGGGGGGAGUUCCCCCACCAGGCGCUGAUCGGAUACCAGGCGGAGUCCGAUCCGCGGAAGAUCGAGUUCAAGUGCGGUGGAUCGCUGAUAAGUGAGCGCUUCGUGUUGACGGCAGCGCAUUGUUUGUCUGGUGCGAAACCGGUUGUCGUACGGCUCGGUGAGAAUGAUCUGCGCGAUGAAGAUGACGAUCAGGUUGACUUUGACAUUGAAGCUAUCGUUCGACAUCCGGAGUACACCAUCCGAAGGGCUUACCAUGACGUGGCGCUGGUCAAACUGGCCCAAAAUGUGAUUUUUACGCGCCAGAUCAGGCCGGCUUGCCUGUGGACAGGUCACAACUUGAAUAUCUCGUCGGCGAUCGCUACCGGCUUCGGAAGGACUGAAUUUGACGGCUCAACGUCGGACGUGUUGAUGAAGGUCCAGCUGGACGUUCUCGACAAAUCCGAGUGCAACGGGUUCACCACCAGUCGAAAGUUCAAGAUGGGACUGAUCGAGGGACAGCUGUGCGUUGGGAGUCACGCCGGUGGGAAGGACACCUGCCAGGGUGACUCUGGAGGACCGCUGGAAACGGUGACCGAAGAGAAGGGCUGCAUGUUCCACAUCGUAGGCAUCACAUCGGUUGGUUCUGCCUGCGGUUACGGGAAAUCACCGGCGAUCUACACGCGAGUGUCCAGCUACGUCGACUGGAUCGAGAAAGUGGUGUGGGAAUUGGACUGACCAGCUUAAAAAUACAUAAACUAGCUUGAUCAA
This is a messenger RNA of Culex pipiens pallens (northern house mosquito), 1305 nucleotides long. RefSeq names its product serine protease snake-like. NCBI's taxonomy places the organism in Eukaryota, Metazoa, Arthropoda, Insecta, Diptera, Culicidae. The record is from RefSeq and is a predicted model, not a curated record. Gene Ontology annotation, biological process: proteolysis. The transcript has 4 exons. The coding region runs from base 136 to 1272 and encodes 378 amino acids. Gene Ontology annotation, molecular function: serine-type endopeptidase activity.